Ruditapes philippinarum (Manila clam) is the source of this 544-nucleotide messenger RNA. Its product is annotated as carbohydrate sulfotransferase 15-like. Gene Ontology annotation, biological process: hexose biosynthetic process. The record is from RefSeq and is a predicted model, not a curated record. Gene Ontology annotation, molecular function: N-acetylgalactosamine 4-sulfate 6-O-sulfotransferase activity. Lineage: Eukaryota; Metazoa; Mollusca; Bivalvia; Venerida; Veneridae. The annotation marks the transcript as partial. The transcript is spliced from 4 exons.
AUGUCGCUAUACGCACCCACAGCUCUGAGGGUUGAUGGAAGUACCGGGACAUAUUAUAUGCAUACUGGUUGGGAUCAUUUAGAAGGCAACGAAUAUUUAGACGAGCCACGUUACACCAACUUUCAUUUCAUAAAACAGUUGACACCAAAUGCUAAACUGAUAAUCAUUUUUAGGGAUCCUGUUGAAAGGCUGUAUUCAGAUUUUAUUCAUGUUACAAGAGGCAAAUAUAAGUCCAGGUCUCCAGAAAUAUUCCAUGAUCAAGUCAAAAUUGUGAUAAAUGCUUACGAAGAUUGUCUCCAAAGAUAUACAAAAAGGAGCUGCGUUUACAACAAUACUUUAAGUCAACAACUGCUAUCAAGGCAUUUAGAGGUUGCUGUCGGUUUUACAGCUGGAUUUUAUGCCAUUUAUAUGAAAGAUAUGAUUGAUGUUUUUGGACUUAGUCAGAUCAAAGCCUUACUUUAUAAUGAUUACGUAACAAACAUGGAAAAAAACAUCCGCAAUGUUUUGAACUUUCUUGAAAUUAGUAAGAUAUUUUUCUUCGAGA